Ilyonectria robusta is the source of this 1938-nucleotide messenger RNA. RefSeq names its product heterokaryon incompatibility protein-domain-containing protein. The record is from RefSeq and is a predicted model, not a curated record. Lineage: Eukaryota; Fungi; Ascomycota; Sordariomycetes; Hypocreales; Nectriaceae. The transcript has a single exon. Bases 1 to 1938 code for a protein of 645 amino acids.
AUGUUCUCUCAUAAGCCUCUAAACCGCCAACGCACCGAAGUCAGGCUCGUUCGGUUUGCGCCCGAACUCAAUCUCGCACAGGAUAUCGAACUCGAGCUGUGUCAUGCGUCCCUCGUCGAUAAUACUACGCACUACGCAGCUUUAUCCUACGUCUGGGGCGAUGUCAACGAUGCGCUCCAAGUUCGAAUCAACGGCGAGCCGUUCCUCAUAGGUCAUAAUCUUUAUGCCGCGCUCGAACAGCUGCGACGCAGGAGAGUCGAUUCAUGGCUUUGGGCCGAUUCCAUCAGCAUCAACCAAUCAGACCUCGAGGAGAAGAGUUGGCAGAUUGACCAAAUGCAUUCUAUUUUUGCCCAGGCCGACGUCGUUUAUCUGUGGUUAGGCCCAGGAAACGCGGAAAGUGAUAGGGCCAUGGACUUUAUUGCACGCAUCGGGACUCAAGCGCUCAGCUUGGGAAUCCCAAACGUAAAGACCUACUGGAAACCUAUCGAAGAGGUAGAACGUUACAUUACCGCAAGACCGCCCUCUCAACAUUCAGAUGCAUACGACCUCGUCGACGGUUCUGAACUAGCCGUUUUCUUCUUCGAUCUAUUGCAGGAAAGUGGUCUCAUGUCCACAGCUUCUCAGAGCGGCCCUUUAGAAUCGGGCAUCAUAAACCUUAUUCACAGAGAAUACUGGUAUCGUGUCUGGAUAAUUCUAGAAGUAACGGUCGCAAAAGAUGCGCGUAUCAUGUGCGGAGAGAAAGGCGCAUCUCUUGAUGUCUUCGACGCGGCAAUACUCGCCAUCACGCACUGCCGGGCGGGGUAUUGCGACUCUCACCCGGAGUACCGGCUUUUUGGACGGAAUAUCUCUGGAGGACUCUGGAGAAACACCAAGCCCAUUUUGACGCGGCAAAAACGCCUGCGCCAUGAGCCGGUAUUCUUGGCCGACAUCCUGGUUCAGCACGGCCAUCAGGCAAAGCGCCCGUUCUACACUGCUACUGAUCCUCGCGACAUCGUCUUUGCGCUGCUGGGCGUCAUUACCGACGGGGAAAAGAUGGGCGUAACGGCAGAUUAUACCAAGUCAUUUGUCGACAUCUUCUCUGCCGUAACACGGGCGCUGAUUCGCGACGGAGACGCAGGUUCUGAGGCGUACCACCUUGAUCGCUGCGUGCCAAGGGUCGACAACCAAGACGGCCUACCAAGAUGGGUUCCUGACUGGCGAAAGGUCGGACGCUCGGGACUUCGUCCAUCAUUCGGUCGCAGGAAGGGGAGUUGCACCGCUGGCGUGCCACCGCCGUCGUACGCCGCGUGUGACGACAACUGGAGAAACCCCUUGGUCCUUCGUCGUGCUGGAUGCAGGGUGGAUGUCAUCACUGAAGUUUUGCAAUUGCCCCCCUCUGCACAGCUCAAUCCUGAGUCUUGGCUCACUUCCGUUGUUGGCUUUACUGGGUUAGGCCCUUCGACUGAUCCCGCAGAGGACUAUGUUUGGCGAACCGUCUUCACGGGCCGCCUUCAUCCUUACAUCCCUUCAGAGGAAAUCUCUCGGCUCACUCGCAAACUCCUGCGUCAAGAGCAUAUCGAGGUCAAUGCUCUGACCCAAGACCAGACCGAAUUCAUCCGUGACUGGCCUGAGAGCUUUAGUCUCAUGGGGGAGAAAUCUUCCAACAUGAACGAGCAAAUGGCGGCAUUUAAGCAAGUCUUACUGGAGCUUGCAAUCGUUGAUGGAACGACACUUUUCAAGACGGCAAAAGGUAUGCUUGGCUUAGGUCACAUCGUAAUCCGAGCAGGGGAUAUGGUGACUCUGUUGUGGGGUGUGCGGGCUCCUAUAAUCCUGCGACCACGAGAGGAUGAGAGGAGCAGCAACGCCUUUGACUUCAUGGGGGACGCAUAUGUGGACGGAAUCAUGGGUGGCGAGUUCCUGGCGACUGAACCAACCCACGUGGAAUUCGAUAUCUAUUAA